AACUCUACUAAACCCUCCCUUAAAAGAAAAACUCCAAUUACACCAUCAUCAAUUCAUCAUCUGUUCUCUCUCACUCCUCUCUCAAACCCUAGCCAGAUUCACCCAAACACAAUGCCGUUACACACCCCUCAGAAAACCCCGUCCAGCUCAAAAUCCACAAUGCCAAACACUCCCCAACCAAACUCCCUCAGAAGAUCUCCCAGACUGACCCCACCACCCCCUGCCGCCGCGGCUACCAAAUCGCCGGCCAAAAAGCGACCGCCGUCAAGUUCCAAAAACGCCCUGGCCCUGACGCUGCAUGCGUCGGCAAACAAUCUGGACCCCGCAUUUGUGGCCGAGAGUUGCUCGCCUACGCCGGGCCUGAGAAGAUCUCCGAGAUUGACUUCGACACCGCUGAUCGUUGAGAGCCUAUUGGUGCUACAUUCCAGCGCUUUGGACGCGCCGGCGAUGGAUUCGGGCCCCGCAUUGUCCGCCGACAAGUGUUCGUCGAGCCCCGCCACGAAGAAGUACAGAGGCGUAUAUGAGCUCAAGUCGCUUGGUGCAUUGCCGGCGAUCAAUUCGGGCUCCGCAUUGUACGCCGGGAAGUGUUUGUUGAGACCCGCCUCGAAGAAGUACAGAGGUGUACAUGAGCUCAAAUCGCUUGGUGCAUUGCCGGCGAUCGAUUCGGGCCCCGCAUUGUCCGCUGAGAAUUGUUCGUCGAGACCCGCCUCGAAAAAGUACAGAGGCGUAUUUGAGCUCAAAUCACUCGGUGCAUUGUCUCCGGUUGAGAAACGGGAGAGUGUCGGGAGCGGUUUGGAGAGAGGUGGUUCGGAUGGGAAGCGGCUGAGGUCUCGGGAGGUCCGGUUUCGCUUCGGUGAGAGGGAGAGUGAUGAUGGCGAGUCGGGUUUGGUUGAAUUGCUCGGUGAUUCGAUGGAGAAGAGGAAGCCGAAGAAGAUAAAGACGCGUCCUUCUUCGGAGAAGGAGAUUCCUAAGACGAAAUCUACCACAUGUUUCUUUGUUGGAGAGCCGGUUGCGGAGGAAGAAGCUCGAGAAAGGUGGUCUUGGAGAUACGAGUUGAAGAGUAAAAAUACUAAGUGCCAAAGCUGGAAAUUAAAUGAGGGGGAGGAGGAUGAAAUUAUUUUGAAUGUGGAUUGCCACUAUAGUCAAGCUCAAGUUACCAGUUGCAUAUUCAAUCUUGGGGAUUGUGCAUACAUAAAGGGCGAUGGAAGCCAAAAACAUGUUGGCAAGAUUUUGGAAUUUUUCAAGACAACAGACGGCGACGAUUAUUUCAGGGUUCAGUGGUUUUUUAGAGCUGAAGAUACGGUUAUGAAGGAGGAAGCCGCUUUCCAUGAUCAGAAGCGCCUCUUCUAUUCUACUCUAAUGAAUGAUAAUUUAUUAGAAUGCAUUAUUUCUAAACUCAGUGUCGUUCAAAUUCCUCCAACGCUAGGUUUUCAACCAAAUUCUAUUCAACCAUCUGAUUUUUACUAUGAUAUGGAGUACUGUGUAGAAUAUUCAACAUUUCGCACCCUGCUCACUGGCAAACCUGUAAAUACAAUGAUCAUAUUUUCUAGGAAGACUGCAAAACCUCUUGGGUUCACCUUUGAGUUUGAUGACUCUGCAGAGAGCUCUAACUUAACCACCCCCGAUGAUUUCGAGGCUUUCUGUGCCAUGAUCACUGCAACUCCUUUGGAGGAAAUGGCCAAUUGCCAACCUUACAAAGCUGACUUGGCAUUAUUAGAUCUUUAUGCUGGUUGUGGUGGAAUGUCGACUGGAUUUUGCCUAGGUGCCAAACUUUCAAGUGUGAAUCUUGUGACGAGAUGGGCAGUUGAUGCUAAUAAAUCUGCAUGUGAGAGCUUGAGACUAAAUCAUCCUGAAACGCAAGUUAGGAAUGAGACAGCUGAAGAUUUUCUAGAACUUGUGAAAGGAUGGGAAAAGCUAUGCCAAUGGUAUGUGUUGAGUAAUUUAGAUCCAACACAUGAAUCUAGAGCAGAAGACACUACAGAAGUCAAAAUCAAUGAAUAUUCUCCAUCUGAUGUUAAGAGUCGUCCUGGAGAAUAUGAAGUACUGCGCCUGGUUGAUAUUUGUUACGGAGAUACCGGCAAAAGAGGCAAACGUGGGUUAAAAUUUAAGGUACGCUGGAAGGGAUAUAGCUCGGAUGAUGAUACAUGGGAACCAAUUGAAGGAUUGAGUAAUUGCCAAGAACGGAUACAAGAUUUUGUCAGAAGUGGAUUUAAAUCUAAGAUCUUGCCACUUCCGGGCGAUGUUGACGUGCUCUGUGGGGGCCCACCAUGCCAAGGAAUUAGUGGCUAUAAUCGCUUCAGAAAUAUUGAUUCCCCACUGGAUGAUGAAAGAAAUCAUCAAAUUGUUGUCUUUAUGGACAUAGUGAAGUUCUUAAUGCCUAAGUAUGUAUUGAUGGAAAAUGUCGUCGACAUUUUGAGGUUCGACAAAGCUUCUCUUGCAAGAUAUGCUCUAAGUCGUUUGGUAGACAUGAGAUAUCAAGCGAGGCUUGGAACUAUUGCUGCUGGUUGUUACGGUCUUCCACAAUUCCGGUUGCGUGUUUUCUUGUGGGGUGCUCUUCCUUGCGAGAAACUACCCCAAUUUCCACGUCCUACUCAUGAUGUUGUAGUUAGAUAUUGGCCACCAUCUGAGUUUGAGCAAAACACUGUUGCGUAUGAUGAAGGCGAACAUCGUGAACUUGAAGAAGCCGCUGUUCUUCGUGAUGCCAUCUCUGAUCUUCCUGCGGUCACUUGGCAUGAAAAACGAGAGCAGAUGGCAUACGAAAAGCCUCCAGAAACAGAGUUCCAGAGAUAUAUAAGGUUAACCAAAGAUGAGAUGAUGGGAUUUUCAAAAGGAAUUGAAGAUGCAAAAAAGCCUGUGUUAUAUGACCAUCGACCUUAUCAAUUGAACGAGGACGAUUAUUUACGAGUUUGCCAGAUUCCACAUAAAAAGGGAGCAAAUUUUAGGGACCUCCCUGGUGUGGUAGUUGGACCAGACAAUGUGGUACUUCGAGAUCCAAAAAAGGAGCAAAUGAUGUUACCAUCAGGAAAGCCAAUGGUUCCAGAUUACGUCUUCACUUUUGAACAAGGGAAAUCAAGAAGACCAUUUGCAAGAUUAUGGUGGGAUGAGACGGUGCCAACCGUUGUUACUUUUCCUAGUCUUCACAAUUCGGCAGCAUUACAUCCAGAGCAGGACCGACCCCUAACAAUACGGGAAUAUGCCAGGCUGCAAGGCUUCCCUGAUUUCUAUAGGUUCUGUGGGACUACUAAAGGAAGGUACCGUCAAGUUGGAAAUGCCGUGGCUGUUCCCGUUGCACGAGCCUUAGGCUAUGCCAUGGGAAUGGCCUCCCAAAAGCUAGGUGGAAACGAACCCCUCAUGACCCUACCAUCCAAGUUUGCGUUACAAAGAUUCCCAACUGAAGAAAUUCUUUCAAUGCGACCACAAUAAGACUAAUUGUUCUAUGCAGUUCUUUGACAUAAUGCGGCAGUGAUAACGUCAAAGCUGUCAUGGUGUUGAACCAUGUUUCCUCUUCUCCAAUUUGGUAGCUGCUCGCAUAAAGGUCUCCUAGCAUGGAACCCUUUAGUGAGUCAUUGUUCAUUGCUGAUUAUGUAAACUUUCUGUACUCUGAUUAGAAUGUUUAGACAGCAUAAUUUAGAUAUUUUUUCCCAGUCUACUGAUAAUGCUAAAUGCGGCUCUGGUGGGUGAAGAUUAUGGUAGAGGGAUCAACCAGGGUGAGAAGGUUGAAAAACCUAGCUAAAUCACUGGUAAAGUACACUGAUUUUAGAUCUGUAUGCUCACUUUCUUGUCAAAUGUUUUCAGCUAAUCCAAAUAAAAUUCUGGAUCCUC
Rhododendron vialii is the source of this 3822-nucleotide messenger RNA. RefSeq names its product DNA (cytosine-5)-methyltransferase CMT2-like. The coding region runs from base 112 to 3423 and encodes 1103 amino acids. Gene Ontology annotation, cellular component: nucleus. The record is from RefSeq and is a predicted model, not a curated record. Lineage: Eukaryota; Viridiplantae; Streptophyta; Magnoliopsida; Ericales; Ericaceae. The transcript is spliced from 22 exons. Gene Ontology annotation, molecular function: chromatin binding; methyltransferase activity.